CAGUUCUUCACCAAAUUGACGUCUCUCCUCGAGACGCGCCAACAAAAAGGUCGCGGCAGCAUCUUCCUGACACAGAAGCGACUGACCUUCGAUGACUCUUCUGUCUCCAAACCCACCGACUCUCCUCUCGCCGAUCUCGAACCUCCAUCAGCACCUCUACCUAUCCUCAUUCGCGCAACAGAUGGCAACUCUCAGACAAAGGACCGCAAAAAGUCGGAAAAGAUCAAGCUGAGCACAGUCGUACAACCCGAUGAUCUGGAAACUUUCUAUACCCGCUACGCAGAGGUCUGCAAGCAGGGCAUGCAGGCAUUGAAGAAGAGAGAUCGCAGCAAGAGAAAGAAGCAGAAGCAAGGCAAGAAAAAGGCCCAGGACGACAAGAAAUGA
Aureobasidium namibiae CBS 147.97 is the source of this 384-nucleotide messenger RNA. RefSeq names its product signal recognition particle, SRP9/SRP14 subunit. Gene Ontology annotation, biological process: SRP-dependent cotranslational protein targeting to membrane. The record is from RefSeq and is a predicted model, not a curated record. Gene Ontology annotation, cellular component: signal recognition particle, endoplasmic reticulum targeting. The transcript is spliced from 2 exons. The annotation marks the transcript as partial. NCBI's taxonomy places the organism in Eukaryota, Fungi, Ascomycota, Dothideomycetes, Dothideales, Saccotheciaceae. Gene Ontology annotation, molecular function: endoplasmic reticulum signal sequence receptor activity; 7S RNA binding.